GGGCGGCGCUGGGGCGGCUGGAGCUGGAUGGGUGCGAGGGGGUGGGGAACGCAGCCCUGUCCCCCCUGUUCUGCCGCCCCUCCCUCGCCUCCAGCCUCACGCACCUGUCGCUGGCCUACACCGGGCUGGCGGGCGGGGGCGGGGGCGGGGGAGGUGGGGCGCUGGCGGGUCUCUCCGCCCUCACCGCCCUCACGCACCUCAGCCUGGACAGCUGCGAUGUGGGGGACGGGGUGUGCAGGGUCCUCCGCCGGCUGCCCCGCCUGGCCUCCCUGGACCUGUCGGAGACGGGGGUGGGGGACGCGGGGCUGCGGGCGCUGGCGACACCCCCCGCACCCCCGCAGCAGCCGCCCCCACACCGCCACCACCCGCAGCAGCAGCAGCAGCAGCAGCAGGUGGCGCCCACACCGCCCGCAACACCCCCCCAGCUGGUGCCGCAGCGGCAGGGGCAGGGGCAGGGGCAGG
Molecule: messenger RNA, 462 nt
Organism: Astrephomene gubernaculifera
Lineage: Eukaryota; Viridiplantae; Chlorophyta; Chlorophyceae; Chlamydomonadales; Astrephomenaceae
Source: the annotation of a GenBank genome assembly